Molecule: messenger RNA, 3111 nt
Organism: Mycena citricolor
Lineage: Eukaryota; Fungi; Basidiomycota; Agaricomycetes; Agaricales; Mycenaceae
Source: the annotation of a GenBank genome assembly
CCUCGACAGCGACGGUGACCACGCCAUAUCGUCUCCCUUGCCUCUACCCCACCAUGUCUGAAAUUCGAAGGAAGCUUGUUAUUGUCGGAGACGGUGCCUGUGGCAAGACCUGUCUCUUGAUUGUGUUUUCCAAAGGGACCUUCCCUGAGGUCUAUGUCCCUACUGUCUUCGAGAACUACGUGGCCGACGUCGAAGUCGACGGCAAGCACGUGGAGUUGGCACUUUGGGAUACCGCUGGCCAAGAAGAUUAUGAUCGUCUUCGUCCUCUCUCCUACCCCGACUCUCAUGUCAUCCUCAUCUGUUUCGCGGUGGACAGCCCCGACUCGCUUGACAACGUCCAAGAGAAGUGGAUUUCCGAAGUCAUGCACUUCUGCGCGGGCCUUCCCAUCAUCCUCGUCGGCUGCAAGAAGGAUUUGCGUCGUGAUCCUCGUGUCAUAGAAGAGUUGCGCAAGACCAACCAGAGACCCGUCACUCCCGAAGAGGGUCAAGCUGUUGCUCAGAAGAUUGGUGCCCGCAACUAUCUCGAGUGCUCGGCCAAGUCCGGUGAGGGUGUCAAAGAGGUCUUCCAGUAUGCGACUCGUGCCGCCUUGCUCAGCAACAAGGGCAAGAGAUCACACGGCAGCAAGUGCCUGAUCCUAUAAUUCUGGAAAUACAUACCCGUCAUUGUGUCCUCGUAUUUACUUAGCUGGCUCAACUUGAAUGAGUAUUCUCCUUUCACACUUCGAGAGCUGCAUGCAUUCCUCGCUAGGUAGCUCCUACGCAUAAUACAUCCAUCACAAAAACGUAAACCGUUCUUCCGCCGUCAUGAGGCGCGUGACUUUUCGAAAUUGACUCACCUUUCGCCUCGCGGGUUUGAGAUCCCAACCCUUACUCGUACCACCAUGUUCUUGCGCCCUUUGCGACCAAGGCAAGCUUUGCGUGCUGUGCGCUUCACCCCUUCGCGCACCAUAUCGCGUUCCACCCAGCUUGGCGCAUCACCUGCGCCAUCAGCGCGUCCUUCGCCCAGUUUCCAACAAGUACCCCCUGGCAGCACCGUACCCAACAACUCCACUCCCCACUACGGGCCUCCUCCCAAUGAACCGAUGGAUCACUCGUUCAUUGGUCUCAGUGGAGGAGAAGUCUUCCAUGAAAUGAUGCUACGACACGGCGUGAAACAAAUCUUUGGCUAUCCUGGGGGCGCCAUCCUCCCUGUCUUUGAUGCCAUCUAUAACUCCUCUCACUUCGAUUUCGUUCUCCCGAGGCAUGAACAAGGAGCAGGGCACAUGGCCGAGGGUUAUGCCCGUGUGUCUGGGAAGCCGGGGGUCGUCCUUGUGACUUCUGGACCCGGCGCCACCAAUGUCAUCACUCCAAUGCAAGAUGCGCUUUCCGACGGGAUUCCUCUUGUCGUGUUCUCUGGCCAGGUCGCCACUAGCGCCAUUGGCUCAGACGCUUUCCAGGAGGCAGACAUUGUCGGUAUCUCGCGGAGUUGCACGAAAUGGAACGUUAUGGUGAAGGACAUUGCGGAGCUUCCUAGACGUAUAAACGAAGCAUUCAAGAUUGCUACCUCUGGACGGCCUGGGCCCGUGCUCGUGGAUCUCCCGAAGGAUGUCACCGCAGGCAUUCUUCGAUCUGCGGUCCCCGCACGACACACCACACCUAACCAUGAUGCUUUGGGCUUGCCAGUAAAUCCUCUCGCUCUUCCGGAUCCUCCAACAGACCCAGCUGCGAUUCUUCAAGCUGCUGCCCUCAUUAACGCUGCUCAACGACCGGUGAUUUACGCCGGUGCCGGCGUGCUUUCAUCUCCGCAGGGGCCCGCUCUUCUCGCAGAAUUGGCUGAGAAGGGGAAUAUCCCCGUUUGCACUACUCUUCAAGGUCUGGGAGCGUUCGACGAGAUGAAUGAACGGAGCUUGCACAUGCUCGGAAUGCACGGAUCGGCAUACGCUAACCGCGCUAUGCAGAAUGCGGAUGUCAUUCUCGCUCUCGGUGCCCGGUUCGAUGACCGUGUCACCGGCACGUUGAGCACCUUCGCGCCGGGAGCCCGAGCUGCCGCUUCGAAAGGCGAAGGGGGCAUCAUACACUUCGAGAUUCUGCCCAAAAAUAUCAACAAGGUUAUUGAAGCGACCAUUCCCGUCCUCGGAGACGUCGUGCAAAACAUGGGUGCAUUGGUCUCACACAUCGAGAGUGCGCCGAGGAAAGCCUGGUUCGACGACAUCAAGGGCUGGAAAGAGCGGUAUCCGUUCACCUAUGUCCCGAGCAAAGCGGGAGAGAAGAUCAAGCCCCAAGAAGUGAUCGAGGCCCUUGACAAAGCAGUCGGAGACCGCAAGAAGGAUGUGAUUGUGACUACCGGCGUUGGGCAGCAUCAAAUGUGGGCUGCUCAACACUAUCGAUGGACACAACCGCUAUCGUUAGUCACCUCGGGUGGCCUCGGUACUAUGGGCUUCGGUCUUCCUGCUGCCAUUGGCGCCAAGGUCGCAGCUCCGAAAAAGAUAGUGGUUGACAUCGACGGAGAUGCGUCUUUUAGCAUGACUGCCAUGGAGCUCGCCACUGCUUCCCAGUACGGGAUUGGUGUCAAGGUGCUUGUGAUGAAUAAUGAGUUCCAAGGCAUGGUUUUACAGUGGCAAGAUCUGUUCUACUCUGCUCGAUAUUCGCACACUCGGAUGACCAACCCUGAUUUCGUCGCCCUGGCUCGUGCGAUGGGGGUUCACGCUCUCCGCUGCGACAAGGCAGAAGAUUUGGCGUCAAAAAUGGACGAGUUCCUCAACUACGACAACAGCAAACCAAUCCUCAUGGAGUGCCUUGUAGAGCGCAAGGAACAUGUUUUCCCUAUGGUCGCCGCUGGGAAAGCGCUACACGAGUACAUCUUGCAUCCGUCUUUGCGCAAGGACUGAUGGAUGGCAUGUCACCUCAAAAGGCACACACUCGUGCUCCUUGUAUUUCAUACAACCACUUGUAUCAUCGCUUAUAGGAAUUCAUGCAAACGCCUUGGGCUAAACUACUCGGCAGCAUUCAUGACUUGGAGCACAACCUCGCGACGAAGCCACUUGUCCUCCGGAAUCCAGUACCAACUCGCUAUCCCAAACAAGGUGACCGCCCCAAAAAUGACGACCGCAAAGUUGAAUGAGUCGCCGGUCA